AUGAACAAAGUUUUGAAAUCUCAUAAACACAAUAUCUCCGAUAUAAAUGAACUUCAAGCUACAUUAAAUAGUAAAGCGGACAAGAACCAUGUUCAUUAUAUAAGUUCAGAUGAACAGAUUAUAACGGACUAUCAUGGAUAUUUAACACGAAGUGAUGAAGCGAAGACAAAAAAUGUUAAUGAAAGAAGAUAUAAAUACAUUCGUGCUAAAGGUUAUGACAUAAGCUGUACUGUACAGUAUGAUGUAGCUAAAGCACCAGAAGCAUUUGGUUAUACCGGUGAAAUUUAUGCCUCUACUUUCAAUGUUAACGGUGUACUAGUUGAACCAAGAUUUACUUUGAGAGUUAAGUCAAAAAUAACGUUUGAAGAUGCUAUUAAAAGUAAAGCUGACAAAGUUGAACUUGAAGCAAUGAACAAAGUUUUGAAAUCUCAUAAACACAAUAUCUCCGAUAUAAAUGAACUUCAAGCUACAUUAAAUAGUAAAGCCGACAAAAAUCAUACACAUAAAUCCUUCACUACUGUUAGAGCAGACGACAUAAUAUUGAACUUUGACCUUGGUUCAAGUGCACCUUUAGAGAAUCCAAGUACAAGCGUAAAAGAUACACUAAACAAUUUAGAUAAGAGUUGCAGGAAUAUUGAAAGUCAUGCCAGAAACUUUGAAGCACAUGAACUACCCGCAAUGUUAGAUAAAAAGGCUGACAAGAACCAUACACAUAAAUCCUUCACUACUGUUAGAGCAGACGACAUAAUACUGAACUUUGACCUUGGUUCAAGUGCACCUUUAGAGAAUCCGAGUACAAGCGUAAAAGAUACUCUUAACAAUUUAGAUAAGAGUUGCAGGAAUAUCGAAGAUCAUGCCAGAAACUUUGAAGCAUAUGAACUACCCGCAAUGUUAGACAAGAAAGCAGACAAAACAGAGCUUCAAACAUUAAAGACUCAGAUUCUUGAAACAUUAUAUCCUAUAGGCUCUAUUUAUACGUCAAUGAACUCAACAAAUCCAGCAACAGUUUUAGGUUUUGGUAAGUGGGAACAGAUUGUAGACAAAUUCUUAUAUUGUACUAAAAGUUCAAAACAAGCCGGAGGUUCAAAGAAAAUUACAGAAGCAAACCUUCCACCGCACACUCAUACAGGAACUACAAACUUUUCUGGCGACCAUAGCCACUCAUUAAGAGACCACCCAUUAUACAACUCAGAGUAUGAAGCUGGCAAUGAUGUUUUAUCUCCAUCUUAUAACAAUGCAGCAAAAAAGACUUUUCGACAAACUGAACCAGGAGGAAAUCAUGUCCAUACUUUCACAACAAAUCCAACAGGCUCGGGUGCAGAUUAUAUGCCACCAUUUAUGAC
Messenger RNA from Trichomonas vaginalis G3, 1343 nucleotides. RefSeq names its product keratin-associated protein family. The annotation marks the transcript as partial. The record is from RefSeq and is a predicted model, not a curated record. The transcript has a single exon. NCBI's taxonomy places the organism in Eukaryota, Parabasalia, Trichomonadida, Trichomonadidae.